GGGAGAGAACAACUCCUCCCCAGCUUUGGAUCCUCCGCUGAACUUCCUCAAAAGUCCACUAAUAAAAACUCACACACUGACCUAGUUCGGCAGCAGAAGAAGACGGCAGCCAGACUUUGAGGAACGUCUCCAGACUCCAAAAGACUUUAAGGAUGUUGUCGUGUCUGUGCAUGUUGCUGCUGCUGGCCUCUGCAGCGCUGAGUCACCUGGAUGAAGCCACGCUGGACGCUCACUGGGAGCAGUGGAAGAUCACACACAAGAGAGAAUACAACGGCCUGGACGAGGAGGGAAUCCGCAGAGCCAUCUGGGAGAAGAACAUGCGUAUGAUCCAAGCCCACAAUGAGGAGGCAGCACUGGGCAUCCACUCCUAUGAGAUGGGCAUGAACCACCUGGGAGACAUGACAUCAGAAGAAGUAGUGGAGAAGAUGACGGGUCUGCAGGUCCCACUGAACCGUGACUACACCUUCACCUUGGCUCUGGACGACAGAGUGUCCAAACUUCCCAAAACUAUCGACUACCGCAAGAAGGGAAUGGUGACAUCAGUGAAGAACCAGGGCUCCUGUGGCUCAUGCUGGGCUUUCAGCUCAGCCGGGGCCCUCGAGGGCCAGUUGGCCAAACAGAGCGGUCAGCUGCUGGACCUCAGUCCCCAGAACCUGGUGGACUGUGUCAAAGAAAAUGACGGCUGUGGAGGAGGAUACAUGACCAACGCCUUUAGGUACAUCCAGGAAAACGGAGGCAUCGACUCGUGGGAGGCAUAUCCCUAUGUGGGAGAGGUGAGACCCUGCCGCUACAACUCCAGUGGCAUGGCAGCCCAGUGCAAAGGCUACAAGGAGAUCCCAAUGGGUGAUGAACACGCUCUGGCUGUGGCUCUGUUUAAAGUGGGUCCAGUGUCUGUGGGCAUCGACGCCUCACAGAGCAGCUUCCAGUUCUACCAGAGAGGUGUUUACUACGACCGCAACUGCAACAAAGACGACAUCAAUCACGCCGUGCUGGCGGUCGGCUACGGAGUGAACUCCAAAGGAAAGAAAUACUGGAUCAUCAAAAACAGCUGGAGCGAGACCUGGGGCAACCAGGGCUACAUCAUGAUGGCUCGUAACCGCAACAACCUCUGUGGCAUCGCCAACCUCGCCAGCUACCCCAUCAUGUGAGAGGGAGGAGUCCUGGGCUCGGAGCACAUCAAGAGGGUUCAGACGGGCUUUGCUUGGACAACUACUUAUGAGAGGAGUUUUCUUCCAAAUUUCAGUAACCAGCCUUACUGUAAUUUGGAGUCAGUGUCUUGUGUUACAAAAUAAUACACAUAUUUUCUUUUAGUUUACACUUUGAGCUACUUGAAGCACUUUUCUUGGAGCCCUGAAGGCCUUCCAGGCUUAUCUUCAAAACAGCAGACGAGCACGAAGACAUAAACACCUCCAGGGCAUUUUGUUAGCAACGAGAAGAAAAUUCUGAAUUUGAAUCUCCACUCUCUCUCUGUCCAGGCGCUAACAGUGUUUCACAGUGUGAGACUGAAUCAUCUCAGUCUCUGCGCUUAAUUAUAGUUUUUGAGAUUUAAAUCCAGUAUGACAGUAAACAUUGCUGGGCAAUGGUACAUUCUGUUUUCCUCUUCACACUGUUUUUUGUUUUUUUAAAUUCUACCUGUUUUCUCUUAAUCAAGUUGAACCAUUGUUUAAUUGUUGUUGUUUUUUUUAGUUCGGUUGUGUUUUGUUUUGUUUUUGCACAUUCCCGAUGAUCAAACUAUAAACUACUGUUUUCUAUGGAAUUUAAUAAAGGUUUCAUUUUAAAACAU
Messenger RNA from Cynoglossus semilaevis (tongue sole), 1783 nucleotides. RefSeq names its product cathepsin K (gene ctsk). Bases 153 to 1148 code for a protein of 331 amino acids. The transcript has 8 exons. Gene Ontology annotation, molecular function: cysteine-type peptidase activity. NCBI's taxonomy places the organism in Eukaryota, Metazoa, Chordata, Actinopteri, Pleuronectiformes, Cynoglossidae. Gene Ontology annotation, biological process: proteolysis. The record is from RefSeq and is a predicted model, not a curated record.